Molecule: messenger RNA, 2173 nt
Organism: Trichogramma pretiosum
Lineage: Eukaryota; Metazoa; Arthropoda; Insecta; Hymenoptera; Trichogrammatidae
Product: speckle-type POZ protein A-like
Exons: 1
Coding region: 394-1638 (414 amino acids)
Biological process (GO): proteasome-mediated ubiquitin-dependent protein catabolic process; regulation of proteolysis
Cellular component (GO): cytoplasm
Molecular function (GO): ubiquitin protein ligase binding
Source: RefSeq, a predicted model, not a curated record
GGUCGCGAUCGUGUUCUGCGAUCGUCGUCGUCGUCGUCGUCGUCAUCGCGUUGAUGAUAAGAAUCGUCAUCUGCCUACGCGCGAUUAUUUUGUCGCACUACAACAUUCGCAUACGCGAGCCUCGUUAAAGCAGAUAUAUAAAAGAUUCGGUCGGCGCGUGUUGUUGUCGCGCGGCCGCGUUUUUUCCUCCUAUCUUUCGACUCGUUUUUUUUUUUAAUUCGUAUACCUACAUAUUACGCUUUCGCGAAUCUCUCCGAAUCAUUCCGAGUGAAAUGAAGUGAAGUGAAGUGAAGUGUGUCGUUUAUUACUUUUACACAGAUGUACGCGUGUGCGUGUAUCGCGCGCAAAAAUUCGAGUGCCCAUUCACAUAGAAUCGAAUAAAACAAAAUAAAAAUGACAACAACGAAAGACGGCGGCGUCGGCGAGCUUCAGCAAACCGAGCUGAGCUACAAGCAGAAGUGGAUCGUCAAGAAUUUCAGCGAGGUUGACUACGCCUGCAGAUCCGGCACGAGCAACAAAAUCGUCUCGCCGCACUUCUUCACGUCGAACGAUUACGUCGAUCUCGAGUGGCGUCUGUCUCUGUAUCCGCGGGGCAAGCCAGCAGCAGCACCGGUUGUCACUGGCACCAGUACCAGCAACCGCUGCAUGUCCCUGUACGUGGAGUCGCUCAACGACAUCUGCCUCACCGCUACGGUCUCACUGUCGUUUCUCAACUGCAACAACGAGCGAAUCGCCGAGAAGACGCUGCUGAACAAGCAGUUCGGGCCGCGCCAGUCCUACGGCUAUCGGCAGUUCAUCGAUCGCAAGUACGUCCUGGUCGAGUGCAACAGCAUCUUGCCCAACGACUCGCUCACGGUGCACUGCGAGAUCGUCCUCGACGCGAGUCUCUGCAGCAACGACGACAGCAGCACUGAUCGAAACGACAGUUCUUCGUCCUCAUCGGACGACAACGACGACGACGACGGCGAUGACAAUGACCCCGGCGAGAUAGACGAGCUCAAGCGGCGAUUGCGCGAGCUCGGGGAUUACGAAAAACUAUUCGAGAGCGGCGAGUUCAGCGACGUUAUCUUCUCGACGCGCGACGGCGCCAAAAUACCCGCGCACAGGUGCGUGCUCGCCUCGCGCAGUCCCGUCUUCAAGGCCAUGUUCAGCCGGGCCUCGUCGUGCCGCGGCAGCAACGGCGUCGGCAAGCUCGAGCAUCAGCAGCAGGGCGUCGUCGAGGUCAAGGACGUCGGCCACAAGGUACUCAAGGAGCUGCUGCGCUUCGCCUACACCGGCCGCCUGCUUACCGAUGAACAGAAUAGCAGCAGCAGCCACAAGAGCUCCAGCGAUUGCGACGAGAUCUCGGCCGAUCUGCUGGUGGCCGCGGAAAAGUACUCGCUGCAGGGCCUCAAGGAUCUCUGCGAGAAGCGGCUCAUGUCGCGCCUGAGCACCAAGAACGCCGUGGAGUAUCUCAAGCUCGCCGACACUUACGGGGCCGAUCGGCUGAAGAAGCGCACGAUCGAGUUCGUCGCGGCGCACUCGGACGAGAUCGUGCACACGCAGGACUUUCAGCUGCUCGGCGAUCUGCACAGGAGCGUCAUCUGCGAGCUGUUCCGAGCCACGGUGGCGCAAAAAACUACGUCGACCAAACAAUGAGACCAUUGUGCGUUAUGUACCGAGUUUGCGUGCGCGCGAUGGUUAUCUCAGUGAUUAUUCUAGGUAUACGCGACGAUGAAUAUAAUAGCGCGCGGCGGUGAAUCGCACCGAUAUCGGACGAGGUGAGAUAACGAUGUAUAACGCGCUUGUAGUAAUUGCGAACGUAUAAGGUGUAUCAUAGGGCGACCGCUGCCGCGAGUUUCGAGUAUUUUUAGCAUUUAUCUUUUGUUGUAAGCUCGUGUACGAGCAUUGUAUAUAUUGAAAAAAAAACACAAGCCUGCUCAUGAAUAAAGACACGUAUACGCUUCCAAUAGCUUAAUUAGAAUACCAAAUAUUAUGUUCGAAUCCUGCGCGAGUUUGGAAUAUUUGUACUUUAUAAUUUCUUCGUGCUUGCAACAUGCUUCUAUUCGUAUUUGACUCUAUAAAGUGGAUUAGCUCUCGAAAUUUUUUCCUUGUCUCCGUAAAAACGACCAACCGAAAUCUGUGCGCUGUCCAAGAGCCUCGCGCAAUUUUUAUGGGUAUACGUUUAGAAAGU